UCGGGGCUUCUCAGGUUUGUUCUUACCGAGUAGGAGUUAAGUGGAUGCUGUUGUUUUAAAUUUGUGUACGUUCAAAAAACACAAACAGUUAACAAAGAAACGUGCUACUGCAGCAGCUGCUGCUAGGGUUUUUCCUUCAUUUUUCAAUCUUCACCUCUUCGUCUUCAGCUGAAACGAUGACUCGCGUGUAUAUUGGAAAUCUCGAUUCAAGAAUUUCUGAGAGGGAUCUUGAAGAUGAUUUCCAUGUUUUUGGAGUUAUACGAAGUGUGUGGGUUGCAAGGAGGCCUCCUGGUUAUGCUUUCAUUGACUUUGAUGACCGCAGAGAUGCGCUUGAUGCUAUUCGUGAAUUAGAUGGUAAAAAUGGUUGGAGGGUAGAGCUUUCUCACAACUCUAAAACUGGAGGUGGAGGGGGAGGCAGAGGUGGUGGUGGCGGUGGUGGUGGUCGUGGUCGGUCUGGUGGGGGUGGUUCUGAUUUGAAAUGUUAUGAGUGUGGUGAACCUGGUCAUUUUGCCCGCGAGUGUAAUUCUUCUCGUGGUGGCUCUGGACGACGUCGGAGCCGCAGUCCACCUCGAUUUCGCAGGAGCCCAAGUUACGGGCGAAGGAGUUACAGUCCUCGUGAGCGGUCCCCUAGGCGGCGCAGCCCUUCUCCUCGUCGACGCAGCCCUUCACCUCGCCGGCGCAGCUAUAGCAGGUCACCACCUCCUUACCGUGGGCGUGAGGACGCAACACAUGCUAACGGAAAUGGGAUAAGGGCUGCACAUCGAAGCAGAAGUUGAUUUUUCAGAGUUGGUAAUCGUGAUCGCUCAGAAGAUAACGGGAAUUUGUUAAUCUAGUGUUUUCAACUGCAGUAUGCAUCUGUUUUGUUGGGCAAUGCCCUGAGCUUCUACCCUAACCGGUUUAGUUACUUUCUUGAUUUAAUGUCUUGUGUUUUUUUUUAUCUACACCGAAUUUUCUAGUAAUUUUGCAGGUAAAACAAUCUUUUCAACAUGAUUGCUGUUAGUUUGUUAAAAAGUGUUCCGGAUAUUGCUAAAAUAUAUGCUUUUUUCUGUGUUGAGGUGUCUUCUGGUACUGCCGCCUUGGUUUUGUGCUUCCACAUUCCCUGGAAUAUCCUCCCUGGACCCUGGCUGUCCUUCUGUGUGAUUUUGAAUGGUUGUUAUUCCAGGGUGGCCACAAGCUUUUUGUUUCA
Medicago truncatula (barrel medic) is the source of this 1186-nucleotide messenger RNA. Its product is annotated as serine/arginine-rich splicing factor RSZ22A. Bases 177 to 776 code for a protein of 199 amino acids. Lineage: Eukaryota; Viridiplantae; Streptophyta; Magnoliopsida; Fabales; Fabaceae. Gene Ontology annotation, molecular function: zinc ion binding; RNA binding. The transcript has 6 exons. The record is from RefSeq and is a predicted model, not a curated record.